Messenger RNA from Macrosiphum euphorbiae (potato aphid), 1200 nucleotides. The record is from the annotation of a GenBank genome assembly. NCBI's taxonomy places the organism in Eukaryota, Metazoa, Arthropoda, Insecta, Hemiptera, Aphididae.
AUGGGCAACCAUGAGUCUCAUUGUUCACUUGAGGCUGUAAGUUAUGCAAAAGAAAAUGGUAUUGUGUUGGUAACAUUUCCCCCUCACUGUACACAUAAGUUGCAACCACUUGAUGUUGGAGUAUUUGGUCCAUUUAAAACAAAACUUAAAAAUGCACAAAACGACUGGCUUACUAAUAAUCCUGGAAAAACUAUUAGAAUUCAUGAUUUACCAAGCCUAACUAAAAUAGCUUUUGUAGAAUCGUUUUCAGUAAAAAAUAUUGUUAAUGCAUUUGCCAAGCCUGGGAUCUGGCCGUUUUCAAGAUUAGCAUUUAGCGAAGAUGAUUUUCUUGCAGCUUAUGUUACAGAUAGACCUGACCCAAAUUCCACUCAAACUGAAAAUUUACAAAUUCAACCAGAUAUUAGUUUUUCAGGCAAUAACCAACCAAAUGAAAAUGUAUUUGAUGUGAUAAAUUCCCAAACACAAGUUCCUACUUCUACUGAUCUUUUAAUACAUUGUAUUCCUGAACAAUAUUGCACUAAUAUUAAUGAAAAUCCUGUGACAAGUGUAGAAUUAGAUUCAUCGAUACAUGAAGAAGUUAUAUCACCAGAACAUGUACGACCUUUUCCUAAAGCUGCACCUCGUGUUGAAAGAAAAGGGUGCCGAAAAAAAGGAAAAGCUAGGAUAUUAACCGAAACUCCAGAAAAAAACCGAAUUGAACAAGAUACACAUGAGAGAUUAAAACGGAAACAUCCAGGAAUUGAUAAAACAAAAAACAAAAAGAAAUAUAACUCACAACCAAAUUUAAGUACAUCUAAAAAAGUGAAAAAAAAUCCUAAAAAGAAACUCUUUAGUAUUGAUUCUGAUACUGAUGAAAACGAUACUCCUAUGAUUUUAUUAAAUGAUAAUUCAGAUGAUGAAGAUUUAAAUUGUCCUGUUUACUUUGGGGAUUUUGUAUUGGUUAAGUAUGAAGGUAAAAAAUUCUAUAAAUAUUUUGUUGGUUGUGUUGAAGAUAUUAACAAUGUAGAUAUCACAGUGUCUUUUUUGAAAAGAAAAAUAGGAGAUACUUUUUACUAUCCUGCAGAACAGGAAAUUGAUAAUAUACCUCAGAGUUUUAUAGAAAAAAUUUUGCCAAAGCCAAAACCUGUUGGGGGCAGUGAACGAUCUGCUUUUUUUCUGAAAUUUGAAUGUAUUGACUUUACAAAAUACAAAAUGGGUUAA